Dichomitus squalens LYAD-421 SS1 is the source of this 261-nucleotide messenger RNA. Its product is annotated as Non-catalytic module family EXPN protein. NCBI's taxonomy places the organism in Eukaryota, Fungi, Basidiomycota, Agaricomycetes, Polyporales, Polyporaceae. The annotation marks the transcript as partial. The record is from RefSeq and is a predicted model, not a curated record. The transcript has 2 exons.
CCCGACGGUGGCCUUGGAGCUUGCGGAGCUCCCAGCCAGAACACUGACCUCGUCGUCGCCCUGAGCGCCGACCAAUACGAUGGAGGUGCUAACUGCUGGCGCCACAUUGGAGUCCACUACCAGGGCCACUUUGUCGAUGCGACCGUAGUGGACCUUUGCCCGGGCUGCGCGUCGGGGAGUAUCGAUCUCUCUCCCGCAGCGUUCGAACAGCUCGCUCCCCUCAGCGCCGGUCGCAUUCAGGUGUCCUGGGAUUACGAGUAG